AUGCUGCACCCUGGAAAUGCCGGGUUGAAAUGGAUCAGAAUCCUUCGUAUCCAGUUCACUCCUCAGCAUGCCGACCUCUCUGAAGCUGAUACUUCGCGUGUUCAAACCAUCGUUCGGAUGCUCAUUGACUUCUUACCCAUAAACAUUCUCGACGACUUUGAGUGGUCUCCUUGGCUUGCCUUUGAUCAAGAGACUUUUCUCAUCCUUCUUGAUCGCCAGAGGCGACUGCAGUGGCUUACUGCCUUCAGACUCGAUGGAGCAGAUGCUGUUGAGAAGCUCGAAGCUAGGGCUAGUGCAGGCGAAGAUGCGUAUCUUUACAACAACUGCCAGAAGCUUGCCAUCUAUCCUGACUCCGUGUCAACCCUGGAACUUGGUCAAUUCCUGCUCUCCAAAAUGUCAACUCUGACAGAACUGAUCGUGCACACCAACUUUUCACAUGGCCCAAUCCAUUACACCACGAGAGAGCUCAACGACACACCUACAGGACCAGGACUGGUAAACAGGCUUAUGUUUCGUCAUCUCCUUCCAUUUGACAAGAUUACCAACCCACCCUUUGCCCAUCUCCGAACUCUACGUCUGGUAGAUGUUGGUCUUCGACACUGUGCAGAAACAUAUGGCCGCCUCAUCGACUUUACCCAAAUCGAAGCAUUACGUGUCGUCAGAUGCUCCGGAGCAGACGCAUUGUUUUCGUUGCUUUGCAAGAGUGCCUACCUUCCUCGCAAGCUGCGUUGUUUGGAAAUUCAGCACAACGACAACUUAGACAACGAUGCUCUGACGGCCGUGGACGACUUCUUGUGUCUUGUCGAGGGGAUUGAAGACCUCUAUAUCGAUCUGACGAACGUCAAGUCCAUGCCUAACGUCGAUGGAAUCAUCAAGCAUGGCAAGACUUUGGACGUGCUCCUCGUGCACGCUUCAGAAGCCUCAACCGACGAGCUUGUCUGGGUCAGCGACGACUUUCAGCGCCUCUGCUCAAGCGUGACCAAAUUGCGUCAACUCAGCUGUGCCUGGCCAGCUUCUAGUAUCCUGAGGGCUAGCAGUCCUUCCUGGGAUUCGUACCAGUUCAGUAUCAGCUCACUUACCCGUAUCGUGACCUUGCAUAUCAGCACAUUUCCCAGUUGCAAAGCCAAUCUGGAGAAACCUAUAUACACCGAGUUGCUUCGUUGGCAAUCAAGUAAACUGUUCCUUCACACACCCUUCACAACUUCCAGCCUCAAACUCGUCGCUUUUGGCGUUUCAGACAAAAUCCCUACUCGCCAAGACAGCAACAAUCAGCUCAUCUUCCUCCGCUCCACGCUAAUCAACGCUGAUGGNAAAGAAGAACCUACAGCAGUGCCGGUCAGUUGGGCUCUUAGACAGUACAUCGAGNNCCCAGAAGCGAUGUCCUGGACUUCGAGCUUACUAGACGACCAAAGAUGCCCAUCAGAGACUAUGCAAGCUACAUGGACGAGGAUGACGAUGAUGACAUGGUAUGAAACCCACGGAGGAGACGAUCAGAAUGUUACUGACAAUCUUGCUGGAGACGAUUCCGAUCAUUACUAA
Molecule: messenger RNA, 1539 nt
Organism: Aureobasidium musti
Lineage: Eukaryota; Fungi; Ascomycota; Dothideomycetes; Dothideales; Saccotheciaceae
Source: the annotation of a GenBank genome assembly